GCGCGGGGCGCGGGCGCCGGCGGCGGGCUAUGCCGGGGGCCGGGGCCCGCGUGGAGGAGGGCGGUGGUGGCGGCGAGGAAACGACGCCGGGAACUGGCUCGGAGGUCGGGGCGGUGGCGGGGCGGGAGCCCUCGCGGCUGUGCGGCUACCUGCAGAAGCUCUCGGGCAAGGGCCCGCUGCGUGGCUACCGCAGCCGCUGGUUCGUGUUUGACUCCCGCCGCUGCUACCUCUACUACUUCAAGAGCCCGCAGGACGCUCUGCCGCUCGGCCACCUGGACAUCGCUGACGCCUGCUUCAGCUACCAGGGCCGCGAUGAGGCUGCGGAGCCGGGAGCCGACCCGCCCACGCACUUCCAGGUGCACAGCGCGGGUGCAGUCACAGUGCUCAAGGCUCCUAAUCGUGAGCUCAUGACUUACUGGCUGCAAGAGCUUCAGCAGAAAAGAUGGGAAUAUUGCAACAGCCUCGACAUGGUGAAGUGGGACAACAGGCCUUCCCCGACUCCAGGGGAUUUUCCUAAGGGCCUUGUAGCCAGAGAUAACACAGAUAUAAUUUCCCAGCACCCAAAUCCUUCUGCGGAAAAAGCCAGAACUGUGCUCGCUGUGGAAGCUGCCCCUGGAGAGCUGGUGGGAGACCGAGCUGCUCGCCAGCCAGCCCCAGGGCAUCCGAAUUCCAUUAACUUUUACUCUCUGAAGCAGUGGGGUAAUGAGCUCAAAAAUUCAAUGUCCUCCUUCCGUCCUGGGAGAGGGCAAAGUGAGAGUCGCAGGACUGUGUUUUACACCAAUGAAGAGUGGGAACUUUUAGACCCACCUCCUAAGGACCUAGAGGAGUCUCUGAUACAGGAAGAAAGGAAGAAGCAGAUGCCUGAGGGGAGCAAAGGAGUCGCUAGUUCAGGAUUCCCCUUCGAGUUUGGACGGAACCCUUACAAAGGAAAGCGCCCCUUGAGAGACAUAAUUGGAUCAUAUAAAAAUCGCCUCAGCAGUGGUGAUCCUUCAGUUGAGGGAACAUCACUGGGGGGUGGAAGCUUCCCUAAGCCCGUCUCUGAGAUGCAGCUGCAGAUUCAAAGCCAGCAGGAGGAACUGGAGCAACUCAAGAAGGACCUGUCCAGUCAGAAGGAGCUCAUUCGGCUGCUCCAGCAGACAGUCCGGUCGUCCCAAUAUGACAAGUAUUUUACGAGCCACCAAAUCAGCCAGGGGGUCCCCAGGGACACACUGGAGCUUCUCCACCAAAAGGACGAGCAGAUCCUGGGCCUCAGCGGCCAGCUAGAGAGGUUCGGCCUGGAGAAGGAGAGUCUGCAGCAGGAAGUGAGGACCCUGAAGAGCAAGGUGGGCGAGCUCAACGAGCGGCUGGGGAUGCUGAUGGAGACCAUCCAGGCCAAGGACGAGGUCAUCAUCAAGCUCAGCGAGUGUGAGGGCAGCGUGUCUUCGCCCACCAUGGGGCCCUGCUCUCCUUUGGCCACCCCAGCCGGCAGAGACCAGCUGGAGCUGGACAGGCUACAAGAUAGUCUGCAAGGGUACAAGACCCAAAAUAAAUUUCUAAAUAAGGAAAUUUUGGAACUCUCUGCUCUACGAAGAAAUGCAGAAAGGAGAGAGAGGGAUCUGAUGGCAAAGUAUUCUAGCCUGGAAGCCAAGCUCUGCCAGGUAGAAAGUAAGUACUUGAUACUGCUUCAAGAAAUGAAGACACCAGUUUGCUCAGAAGAACAGGGGCCUACCAGGGAUGUCAUAGCCCAGUUGCUGGAGGAUGCUCUGCAGGUUGAGAGCCAAGAACAGCCUGAGCAGGCGUUCAUCAAGCCUCAUCUGGUCAGUGAGUUUGACAUCUACGGGUUUAGGACUGUCCCUGAUGACGAUGAGGAAGAGAAGUUGGUGGCCAAGGUCCGAGCGUUGGACCUGAAGACUCUGUACCUCACAGAGAACCAGGAAGUCUCCACUGGAGUCAAGUGGGAAAACUAUUUUGCAAGCACAAUGAACAGGGAGAUGGUGUGCUCGCCCGAGCUCAAGAACCUGAUUCGAGCAGGCAUUCCGCAUGAGCACCGCUCCAAGGUGUGGAAGUGGUGUGUUGACCGUCACACCAGGAAGUUCAAGGACAGCAUGGAGCCCGGCUACUUCCAGAGCUUGCUCCAGAAGGCACUGGAGAAACAGAAUCCCGCCUCCAAGCAGAUUGAGCUGGACCUGCUGCGGACUCUGCCAAACAACAAACAUUACUCCAGCCCCACGUCGGAGGGCAUCCAGAAGCUGCGCAGCGUCCUACUGGCCUUCUCCUGGCGAAAUCCGGAUAUUGGCUACUGCCAAGGCCUCAACAGGUUGGUGGCAGUGGCCCUCCUUUACCUGGAACAGGAAGAUGCUUUCUGGUGUCUCGUCACCAUCGUGGAAGUCUUCAUGCCUCGAGACUAUUACACAAAGACUCUACUGGGGUCCCAGGUGGACCAGCGGGUGUUCAGAGACCUCAUGAGUGAGAAGCUGCCUCGAUUGCACACCCAUUUUGAGCAGUACAAAGUGGACUACACCCUCAUCACCUUCAACUGGUUUCUGGUGGUAUUUGUGGACAGUGUUGUCAGCGACAUCCUUUUCAAAAUAUGGGACUCUUUCCUUUAUGAGGGACCAAAGGUUAUUUUCCGUUUUGCCCUGGCACUUUUUAAAUACAAGGAAGAGGAGAUCCUAAAGCUGCAAGAUUCCAUGUCCAUCUUCAAGUAUCUCCGUUACUUCACUCGGACUAUCCUUGAUGCCAGGAAGCUCAUCAGCAUCUCCUUCGGGGAUCUGAACCCCUUCCCCCUGCGCCAGAUUCGGAACCGGCGAGCCUACCACUUAGAGAAGGUCCGGCUGGAACUGACAGAGCUGGAGGCCAUCCGAGAGGAUUUCCUGCGUGAGCGGGACACUAGCCCUGACAAAGGCGAGCUGGUUAGCGAUGAGGAGGAAGACACUUGAAUGAACCCCCACCCUAGGAUGCUGCUCUUCUUGCCUUCACAACCAAAAGUAGCAAAAAGGACUCUGGGCGUGUCUCUGCUCGUUCAGCUGCCAGAAUGUAACAUCUGUGGCCUCUGGGCAUCUGCUGGGCAGAUGUCCCAAACUAAGUUGCACUUUCCCGUCUCCCAUUUGGGGGCAGGGGUCUGAUGGCUUUACAGCCAUUUCCAUGUCAUGGCAUCCAGUCACGUGCAUCACAGUCAUGCGUGCUGCCUGAUUGGUGCCUCGCCAGUUGACUGUUUCCAAGGACCUGUUUACAGCGUCUGCCAGUUGUGUGAGUGUUUGACCCUGCAAAAACUGCUAUCUCCACAUCUCCCCAUGCUCUUUUUAUUCAAGGACAGCACUGUGGAGGAAUGCAAACAGGGCUUCAGCGUGGCUGCUUCCACAGACAAGAAAAGGUCAUCAUAAGAAGAGGAACCUCUUAAAACAGCGAGGGCACUUCUUAUUCAGAAUCAACCUUCCUAGAUAGCCUGGGAGCCCUCUGCUGGUGGCUUCACACUGCCAGCCGCAGCCCCUUCUGGACACAGCCCUUCAGACUGUAGCCCUGCAGACAGCCCCCAUACUUCUCAUUGCCAGCUGUUUUGCCAAUUACUCUGUCCCAACUUGCAGGGUCUGGGGGGCUGGCACACUUCCAAGAGCCACUGUGGAAAGCUCUUGUAGCUGGGAGGUGACUUGGAGAUGCCACUCUCCAAGUGUGACUGGAUUGGGUUCCAAGUGAGCCUUGCAGUAGGCCUACCCCUGCGAGAAGUAACAUGGGGAACUUUCAGAUGUGGCAGGGCUGUGGCUUGUGGGCUCCUGGAUGGCAGUGGCCAGGGCUCUGUUAUCUCAUGCCCAGUGACUGGGUGGGGAUUGGGGCUGACUGCCAGCUCCCUAGGUCUGUGAGCACCCUGCUUGAGGAUGAGCUGAUGAGCUCUCCCCAGGAGAUCUCUUGUCUGGAUCCUUCUUGUUCUCAGCAGGGAGCUGGGGUCUCUGUGGCCUCAGGCACAGUGAAUGCUGGGGACUUGGAACACUUCCUUCUUGAAGCCCAGAGAGGGUCUGAACAAGGGAGGCUAUUUUUGCUCAAUCCUAAGCGUCCCUGAUGGGCGGCUGUCAUGAGAAAACAUUGUCUAACAGUAUUAUCGGAACACAAGGGAAGCAGCCUUAAGUGGACUAUCUUACACUACCUGGAAAAAAAUCGGAAACAAUCCUUAGCUAGUAUAAACACAGUCAGACUGAGAAUUGGAGCACGGCAGUUGUGAGAGAUCUUUUUCCAUGACUGGUCUUCCUGUUUUUACUGUCCACUUUCAAGCACUUGAAUGGCUGAGUGGUUUUUCCGCAUCUAGAUUGCGCUCAGCUUCUCUGAAGGUUGCUUCAUUUAUUACCAUAUAAAAGGAGCUGGUCUCUAUAUUUAGCCAAUAGCCUUUAUCUCUUUUCAGGUAUGGAAAAUGUCAUCAUUGUGUAUUAGGAUGGUGGUCUGAGGCCUGGCUUCCUUAGGAAACUGUCUGAACUGGACCAUGGUCUCGCUGCUGUUCUCGGGGCCUCCCUGGUACCAAAUGCUGGUGUCACCCUUGUGAAAUGAUGGCUGUCAGCCUUGGGGACAGCUGCUAAGGAGGUGCAGGAGGAUGGGGUUGGAGCCCCGUGGCUGGGCUCCCGCUGCCAUGUCAGUCCAGAUAGAUGUGUUUGGCACAAGUGCCCUUCGGGCAGGGCGCUGCUUUUGUCCUGGGCACCCAGUAGAGGAUCUUCAAAACACCUGGUGAUGCUGGGACAUGGCUAGUGUAGAAUAGUGUAGUGUAUGUGAGGCCAUUCCCUGAGGCAGCAUUACUUCCCCAGGCAGUUGGCAUCAGUGCCAGGGAAAGUCUCUAAUGGUCUCAGAGGAAAUGCACGCCAGGCUCUCCUCCCUGGGAUGAAGGACUGGUAUGUGAGAAGGCAUUGUGGCCCUCAUUCCAGUGAGGGGACAGAUGGCACAGCUCCUCCCAGUGGCAGACCUCCAGUGAGUUGAGUCAUCACCUCCCACUCCCUCAUCGCUGAGACCUGUCUUUGCCCUCCAGUGCCCCUGAGGUUCCAGACUUCAGACCCGCCAGCACGGCAGGCAGGUACCACUGACGUCGGGGGCUGCCUCAUGCUGCUGCUCACCUGAAUGUUUACCCAGCAUGCAGCCCGUGCUCCUGCCUGGUGAGCCUGGUGGGCUGAGACACCCGAAGCAUAGACUAGAGCACGCGGGGGGAGCACCCUGCCGUCAGUGCCCCAACUGGUGGGACUUAACCAAUACUUCAACUGUUAAUACUUUUAUAUUUUCACUACAUUUUAUAUUUUUAUAGACUAUUUUAUUAAGGGUUUUCCAGAUGCUGUACGACUUUUAUAUAGCAAGUUCUAUUUUGUGCGCACAACUCCCCUGUAUGUAUUUAUAUCAGCCCGAGCCUCCCAAGCUGCAGUCCCUGCCACCCCACCUUCACCCUAAGCUUGGCCACCACUCACUUCUGCUCACCCUCUAGUGCUACUUCCAGCCGUGCUGACAGCUGUUUACUUCUCCGAUGUUCGCCAUGUUAUGUUGAUACAGGAAGUACUCGAGGCGGGACCCAGCCAGGUUUUGUUAUCUGUGUCGCGGCACACGCCCCUCUCACCCUGUACAGUGCUGUCUUCCUGAUCCACCCGCCUCUGGGUGGGCCUGUUCAGGGAAGUCCUUGAAGACCGAGGCUGGAUGCUCGCCCAGUGUCCGACUGGAGGACUUGAGGGCACACCACCAAGUGACUGUCCUUUUGUGUCACGGCAGCUUUUGUGUUGAUCUUUGAGUUAAAUGUUAGACUCACAAAGGGAGAAAUAAACUAAUUUGUAUUACA
Molecule: messenger RNA, 5770 nt
Organism: Mesocricetus auratus (golden hamster)
Lineage: Eukaryota; Metazoa; Chordata; Mammalia; Rodentia; Cricetidae
Gene: Tbc1d2b
Product: TBC1 domain family member 2B
Exons: 13
Coding region: 30-2918 (962 amino acids)
Source: RefSeq, a predicted model, not a curated record